Molecule: messenger RNA, 1110 nt
Organism: Wickerhamiella sorbophila
Lineage: Eukaryota; Fungi; Ascomycota; Dipodascomycetes; Dipodascales; Trichomonascaceae
Product: Histone promoter control protein 2
Exons: 1
Coding region: 1-1110 (369 amino acids)
Source: RefSeq, a predicted model, not a curated record
AUGUCAGCAUCGACCGAGCGCCAGUCGCUGGAGGUCGAUAUCCCAUUCACGAGCAACAUGGCGGUAGAUUUCUUCCAUCUGGCGGAAGAAAAGUACGGGUUUGCUGUUGUUCAUCCCGAGACACGCACUGCUGCAGACCUUCUUGAGGCAGAUGGUGCCGAAGGAGCAGAUAAGGGAGACGGCGAAGGGGACGACGAUGACGACGAUGAGGAUAAUAAUGAGGACGAGGACGUUGUCAAUCAGAAUGAUAAAGAGGAAGAGACCGAGAACAACGAUGGCAAGGAGCGAAAACGAAAACGUGGUGAGGGCCGCUAUGACCUGAAUGAUCCGUUCAUUGACGAUUCCGAAAUGGCUUGGGAAGAGCAGGCCGCGGCCACGAAAGAUGGGUUUUUUGUAUUUGCUGGUCAGUUGGUGGAUAAAAGCGCGCCACAGGAGAUCGAAAAGGAAGACAAAAAAAAGGUAACCAAGCGCAAGAUCAAGGUCGAUGAUGCCAAGCCAGUCAAAAAGAAGAAGCUAGUGACUCUUGCGCCUGCAGAUGGCAAAGAUGCUGCUGCCCCGUCUACGAGUCCUGCCCCUGGAGAGACGCCAAUACCCGCCGCGGCAUUGGAUGCUGGUGCUGAAGCGGAAAAGCCCAAGGUCAAGCGUCAGCGGAAACCCAAAGACCCGAAUGCACCGCCAAAGCCUCGCAAACCGCGAGUGAAGAAAGAGAAAGAUGCAGCACCAGAUGCACCGGUCGCAAUUGCUCCUUCUGCUGAAAACGGGACGCCUGGCUCUGCGCCCAAUCCUGCUACGCCCAACGAGACACCGAUCAAGCCCAAACCGAAGCGCGUGACCAAACCGCGAGUGAAGAAAGAGCCAGAGGUCAAGGACGCAGCCAAGGAUGCCGCCAAGGACACGGCUAAAGACGAGGCCAAAGACGCAGCGAAAUAUUCAUCCAAAGAUACCUCUAAGGAUGCUCUCAAGAACCCCCCCAAGGAAGCACCUGAGGCUGCAGUAGCAGAGCCAACCCCAGUUAAAUUGGCACCCAAGCCAGCAGAACCAAAUCCGGCCCAAGCUGCCCCAACCGGGCCGUCUGAUCUACAGCCACUUGCACCAAAAACAGAAACUUAA